This is a messenger RNA of Periconia digitata, 1617 nucleotides long. The record is from the annotation of a GenBank genome assembly. Lineage: Eukaryota; Fungi; Ascomycota; Dothideomycetes; Pleosporales; Periconiaceae.
UACGCUGCCACCACUCCAACCUUCACUUCCGCCGUCGGUGACCGCAACACCACUGCCAUAUCCGCCACCAUGGAUUUCUCGAAUCUCAAAGAUCAAGUGAGCAAUCUCACUCUAUACGACCUCAAGGCCGGCGUGAGGAAGGUUCAGAAUGCCGUGAUGAACUUCACAGAAAUGGAGGCAAAAGUGCGAGAAGCCACCAACAAUGAACCAUGGGGUGCCUCAUCUACCUCCCUCCAAGAAAUCGCCAACGCCACGUUCAACUAUCAAUUGCUCAAUGAGAUUAUGCCCAUGAUCUAUAAGCGCUUCACAGAGAAAGCUGCUGAAGAAUGGCGACAGAUAUACAAGGCUCUCCAAUUGCUCGAGUUCCUCAUAAAGAAUGGCUCCGAACGGGUUAUCGACGAUGCACGCUCCCAUGUCUCGCUCCUCAAGAUGCUCCGUCAGUUCCACUUUAUCGAUCAAAACGGCAAAGAUCAAGGCAUCAACGUCCGUAACCGGGCCAAAGAGCUUGCCGAGCUUCUUAGCGAUGUCGACCGCAUACGAGCCGAGCGCAAGAAAGCGCGUGCAAACCGCAACAAAUUCGGCGGCGUAGAAGGCGGAACAGGCAUGGGCGGCUUCUCCGGAAGCGGAGGCUUCUCAGGUGGCAGCAGUCGAUACGGCGGAUUCGGAAGUGAAGAAGCUAGCUAUGGAGGUUACACUGGGGGUGUCUACGGGGAUGGUGGAGGGUUCGGGGGCAACGAGUCGGGUUUCACAGAUACACAAGCCCGCCGUGACAAAUUCGAGGAAUACGACGAGGGUGACGACGAUGCGUCCCCGCCAGCACGGCGAAACCCUCCUCCAGCGGCCUCAUCAAGUCAGGCCAGGCGGGAAACAAAGAAGGAGCCUCCGAAAGCUAAAGCACCAGAACCUGUGCCUGAUCUGCUUGCAUGGGAUGACGAGCCCGCGCCGGUCUCUAAUGCACCAGGAAAGCAGCCUGUUACGACCUCCGCUGCCAACGACUUCGGAGAUGAUGAUGACUUCGACGAUUUCCAGUCUGCCGCCCCCGCUGCCGCCCCAGCAUCGAAGCCCGCAGCAGCGCAGUUUAUAGCACCUCCGGCGUCCACUUCUACCAUCAACUCAUCGACGCAAUUCGCUGCCCCUCAACCUCAGUCUGCCGCGCAGAACAACAACCUGAACGAUCUGUUUGCAACAGUGUCCCCUCCACCUGCGAUGAACACGCUUGCUUCCCCACCCGCAGCCACACCUUCUUCAGCAUCCUCUUACAAGCCAGCGGGCUACCAGGCUGCUGGGCCCAACUACUUCACCUCGGUCAACAUCAAUGCGAACGCUCCCCAAUCUGCCGCAUCAACUCCGUCCGUAGCGUCUCCCAGCAUUGGUGGUAAUAAGAUAGGAGCUGGAGCCCCUAAAAAGGCGGGCGGUGAUGCUUUUGCCUCUCUUCUCGGCGGAGUAGCACCCAAAAAGGCUGCUACGCCAACUCAAAAGGUGACCAUGGCCGACAUGGCGAAGCAGAAGACGAGCCAGGGCCUUUGGGGAGCUCCGGCUUCUGGUGCCAGCACCCCAGCGACACCACAACAGGGCGGUGCAAAGCAAGGUGGUGCAUUGGGUGACUUGCUGGGCUAG